Molecule: messenger RNA, 546 nt
Organism: Spodoptera litura
Lineage: Eukaryota; Metazoa; Arthropoda; Insecta; Lepidoptera; Noctuidae
Gene: RpS30
Product: ribosomal protein S30
Biological process (GO): translation
Cellular component (GO): cytosolic small ribosomal subunit; ribosome
Molecular function (GO): structural constituent of ribosome
Source: RefSeq, a predicted model, not a curated record
CAAUAUUCUAUUUCCUUUUCCUCCCACCAUCUUUGUUAGUUUUUUUUAUUCUCUUUGGUUUCAUUCUUUCGCUUGUCAGACUUGCCUGAUAAGAAGCCUUCAAAAUGCAGUUGUUCAUCCAAGGAGGGUCCGUCUCGGUGAUAGACGUUGAUGGGCAGGAGACGAUAGCCCAGAUUAAGGACCGCCUUCGUAGUGUAGAAAAUGCUGCGAAUGAUGAGCAUCUGACCGUGUGGGUCAACGGAGUCGCUGUAGAAGAUUCCUGCUUGGCUUCAGAAUUAGCUUCCGACCAUCUUGAUAUCACAGUAUCACUUCCUGGUGGUAAAGUCCACGGUUCCCUGGCUCGUGCUGGUAAGGUUAAGGGGCAAACCCCAAAAGUGGAAAAACAACAGAAGAAAAAGAAGAAGACCGGACGUGCCAAGCGCCGAAUUCAGUACAACAGACGAUUCGUUAACGUUGUGCAGACAUUUGGACGCAGACGCGGACCCAACUCCAACUCAUAGACAUGUUUUGUAAAUAAAAUGCAAAUAUAACAUCUUUUUGCGCCAA